CCUCCAAACCCAAAACCCUAAAAAAAAAAAAAAAAGAAAAGAAAAGGGAAAAAAAAAGGGGAAAAAAAAAUGGUGUUGUUGUGUAUAUGCUCUGUUUUGAUUCCCUUCGUCCAAACCUAAGAAGAGAAGAGCUAAACCCCACCCUCUCCUUGUAACCUCCACCUCCACCUCCACCUCCACCUCCACAGCAACAACAAGAAACCCUAAUUAAUCCCUCUUUAUAUCUUUUUAUAUCUCUCUCUCUCUCUCUCACGGGCAUUUCCGCAAACACCUUUGGAGGAGGAGGAGGCAUGGCGGAGAACCCGAGCAUCAGGGAGACGCUGGAGCGGGGGGAGGAGGAGACGUACAAGGGGCUCGAGGCGCCCCCGUCCAUGGCGGCGGCGGGGGCGGGGGCGGAGCGGGAGCGGAGGAGGAAGGUGGCGUACGGAGGAAGGGGUGGGGGUGGGGGUGGUGUGGGGGACUACGCGGUGGGGGUCGGCGUCGGGGUCGGGGUGGUGGUGGCGGAGGACCCCCCGGCGAGGAUCGAGCUCGUGGGGUGGUACGCCUACGCCGUGUGCUCCUUCUUCGUCCUCGCCGUGCUCGUCCCCGUCCUCUUCCCCCUCAUCAUCGCCCAAAUCGCCUCCUCCUCCGACUCCCCCUCCACCACCGCCACCACCACCAUGAGAGGCGUUUCGUGCUCCGCCAAGGAGAUGGCGCUGUAUCAGAGGUUGGUGAAGCACUCGAUCGACGUCGGCGGCUCGCGGUUCUCUGCGCUGCAUUGGACGGUGAUCUCGUGGGCAGCGGGCGUCAUCGCCGUAGCGCCGCUGCUCCCGCAGGUCGCCCACCAGCUCGACCGCGGCCACCACCAAUCCCUGCUCCUCAUCGCGGCCAUCACCUUCGGCGCCUUCUUCUGCCUCCUCACCGGCUUCUUCAAGACCGCCUGGCUCUUCCCCUUCUACAUCAUCUUCAUCGUCUCCGCCAUCACCGUCUCUGACUCCGCCCACUCCCGCUACCUCGCCCUCAUGCUCCGCGGCCUCACCGCCAGCUCCUCCGGCCGCCACCUCUCCCUCCGCCGCCGCGCCGCGGGCGGCCAGCUCUCCCUCUACUCCACCGCCGCGGGGAGCCUCGGCGCUGCCGUCAUCGCCGCCUUCGUCUACCACAUGCUCCGCCGCUCCGACCAGCUGACCGGCCUCUGGGUCGUCUCCAUCUUCAGCGGCCUCAUCUGGUUCAUCGCCAUCUGCCACGGCCUCUUCUCCAACCGGCCGGCCUCGUCCAUCUCCUCGUCCCCCUCCCCGUCGUCGCCGCCGUCGCUGGCGCACAACAUGUUCGACAAGGUAUCGCACGCGCUAGCCGUGUUCAGCUACCCGCACGCGGUCGGCAGCCUCGCCGCCGUCUUCCUCUCGUCGUUCUCGACGAUGUGCAUCUUCACCGCCGGCAUUCUGUACAUCAUCGGCGGCCUAUGCAUCAAGCCCGUCAUGAUCCUAUCCUUCUUGAUCAUCUACUUUGCGUUCCCGGUCCUGUCGCUCCCCGGAAUCCACGCCCUGCAGCUGCUCCUCCGCACGGACGCGGUGCGGAUGCAGCUCCUGGGGUUCCUCCUCUGCGCGUUCGUCUCCGGCGCGGGGUUCUACUUCAAGGACCGGAGGUGGCGGGCGGCGCACGUCAUCCUCGUCGGGCUCGUCCAGAGCACCGCGGCCGGGGCGCUCCACGCGUUCGGCCGGGUCCUGCUGCUGGACUGCGCCCCGCCGGGGAAGGAGGGCGCGUUCGCGGCCUGGCUGGCGUGGGCGCGGGCGGCGGGGGCCGGGGUGGGGUUCGCGGUCGGGUCGGCGUCCCCCGGCCGCAUCGGCGCCGCCUUCGGGGCCGCCUUCCUCGCGAGCCUCCUUGGGGGCCUGGUGCUCGUCUUCGGGAGCGUGAGCGACGAGGGCGCGUUGGUCGCGGCCGGGCACGUGCGCAAGGAGGAGUUGGAGUAUGAGAGGAAGAUGGUGGGGGAGGAGGGGAUGAGUGGGAUUGGCUUGAGCUCAAAUUCUGGGGAGGAUAGAGAAGGGUACAUUGGUAGAGUGAGAGUAUGAUGAUGAUGAUGAUGAUGAUGAUGAUGAUGCUUCUUAAUGCUGAUGAUGAUUUAAUUUUACAUAUAUGUUUGUGAGAAAUUUAAUCAAUGGUGGUGGUGGUGGUGGUGGUGGUGGUGGUGUGGGUGCUUGUUAAUUUUAAUUUUAAUUAUUAUUAUUAUUAUUAUUAUGAUCUCACUUUUCACUCUCUAGAAAUGGUGUUUAAUUUGAGUAGGAAUUGGUUGUAGUUCAUUCAUUUGUUUGAGAUAAUUGUAACUGACAAUGUUUGUUUUGUUGUUUGUUGUUGUUAAGUGACUGUAACUCUGUGUGGGUGGUUUUUU
This is a messenger RNA of Ananas comosus (pineapple), 2362 nucleotides long. RefSeq lists its product as uncharacterized. The coding region runs from base 291 to 2045 and encodes 584 amino acids. The record is from RefSeq and is a predicted model, not a curated record. The transcript has 2 exons. Lineage: Eukaryota; Viridiplantae; Streptophyta; Magnoliopsida; Poales; Bromeliaceae.